UCUGCCUGCAGGCAGCGAGUGAGAAGGGAGUGAAAAGGCGCUCGGAAAGUGCAAGCGGUGAAUCAGGUUGCUUCCGAUACGACUAGCAUCGUGCGUCCGUGCACGGGCUCGGGCAGGGGCGGUCGGCAUGGAUCCGUCAGCCUCCCAACAUGAAGCCGCUUCGCCUUCUCCCCUCUCCUGCUCUCCUGCUCUCUAACAUAUACAACAUACAACCUUGAACGACUCCAGAAACCUCUCAAAGGCACAGCUCUGCCAGCUCUGCCAGCUCUAUCCUCUCUUCCCCCCUCCCCCAACGACGCUCCUUCCCGCCCAACCUCGGCUCGCGCGUGCACCAUGGACUCGGCAGGCCGGCUGCUCAUGAACGAGUUCAAGACGCUGAGCAAGGAGACAUGGACCAACAUCGAGCUGAUCAACGAGAACGUCUUCGAGUGGAGCGUGGCCCUCAUCGUGCUUAACCCGGACUCGCUCUACUAUGGCGGCUAUUUCAAGGCCAAGAUGACAUUUCCGCACAACUACCCCUACAGUCCGCCUGACUUCAAAUUUCUGCGCCCGCUGUACCACCCCAACAUCUACCCCGACGGCCGGCUCUGCAUUUCGAUCCUGCAUGCGCCAGGCGAGGACGAAAUGUCGGGCGAGUCGGCCGCCGAACGCUGGUCACCCGUGCAGCGCGUCGAAACCGUCCUCAUCUCGGUCCUGUCCCUCCUCGACGACGCCGAAGUAUCGUCGCCCGCCAAUGUUGACGCCGGCGUCAUGCUGCGUAACAAGCCCGACCAGUACAAGGACAUGGUGAAGCGGGACCUCGAGACCAGCAAGCAGGACAUCCCCGCUGGCUUCGUCAUGCCCACGCACGAGAGCGCCUUCCAGACCAAGAAAGACGACGGCGAUUUCGACAUGAGCUGGGAAGACAGCGACGAGGAGAGCUUUGGCGGCUCCGACUCAGACAUGGAAGACGGGGAAAUGGAUUCAGACUUUGGGGAGGAAGAGGAGGAAGAUGAAGAGGAGGAUGAGGAGUAAUCUUCCGCUCUAUAUAUUUCCGCUUUCAGCGAGAUCCCCCAUCAUUGAGCGCGCGGCGUCUGGUCUGUCUGUUUUGUUCUUGGUCAGGGUCCGGGGGUACCAAGGGGUCGGUCCGGAGAUGGAGUUUCAGAUCCUGCCUCAUGCCUGCAUUUGAAUUGGCGUUCAUGGAGCACAGGAGUCAAGAAGAGCAUGCUUUCAGGAAUUGCAGAGUUAUCCCCUCAGUUCUAUUUCCCCCUCUCGCGGGUUUACUUCCUCUUGUCCUGGCAUUUAGCAC
This is a messenger RNA of Lindgomyces ingoldianus, 1288 nucleotides long. RefSeq lists its product as uncharacterized. The coding region runs from base 334 to 1014 and encodes 226 amino acids. Gene Ontology annotation, biological process: protein polyubiquitination; proteasome-mediated ubiquitin-dependent protein catabolic process. The transcript is spliced from 2 exons. The record is from RefSeq and is a predicted model, not a curated record. Lineage: Eukaryota; Fungi; Ascomycota; Dothideomycetes; Pleosporales; Lindgomycetaceae. Gene Ontology annotation, molecular function: ubiquitin conjugating enzyme activity.